AUGGGUAGAAACGAAGGGAUUAGGAGGAAUUCAACCGUAAUUUGUGCACCGAUAAUGGCGGAUACGGUGGAUCAGAUGUUGAUUCAAAUGAAUUUGGUGAAAUCUUAUGGUGCUGACCUCGUUAAAAUCCGAUUGGAUAGCUUGAAAGGGUUUAACGCUCGGGAGGCUAUCCAAACCCUAGUCAAUCUUAGUCCUCUUCUAACGCUUUUCACUUAUAGACCAACAUGGGAACGUGGUCAAUACAAUGGGGAUGAAGAGAGUCGAUUGGAUGCUCUGCGUUUAGCAAUGGAGCUAGGAGGUGAUCACAUCGAUGUUGAGCUUCAGAUUCCUUUCUCCUUCUCUAAAAUAGAUUGA
This is a messenger RNA of Lactuca virosa, 354 nucleotides long. NCBI's taxonomy places the organism in Eukaryota, Viridiplantae, Streptophyta, Magnoliopsida, Asterales, Asteraceae. The record is from the annotation of a GenBank genome assembly.